AUGAGGUGUAAGAAGCAUUACACCGAUCUCAGUAGUAUCGUCGGUGUGUGCGCUUCUUGUCUCCGGGAACAUCUCUUGUCUCUCAUCGCUGCACAAGAACAAGCCCAAUCCCAGGCCCAGGCUCAUGCUCAGGCUCAGAAUCUAGAUCAAAAACACCGGAAUUUGGAGAAGAAUCUGGUGUUUCCUCGUUCUGUUUCUCCGUACAUCAACUACCGGAAAUCCGAUCAUUCGGCCGGGGCGGCCGCAUGGUCCCAUAACAAUCGUCGCAAGGAUCAUCACCCUCAUCCUCCUACUGCUCCACGUCAUCAUCAUAGCCUCUCGGAUCAGUUAUUUUACAGGACGCCUCAGGUAGGACCUAGACCUACUACCGGGUGUCACAACACCGGCGGUCAUUCGCAUCACAAGCGGAGUUUUAUGCGGUGGCUUUCGUUUCCGAAAAUUUUCAGAUCUAGGAAUCGGAACUCGGUGGAUACGGUUUCGGUUCCCGGAGCAUCGGAUUCAACUUUCAGGGAACAGCGCGGUGGUGGUAAUGCCACGUCGUCACCUUCCUGGUUCUCGAACAUUAUACACGGUGGUCGAUACCGGAAGAAGCGGCCGGUUUAUGUCGAUGAAUCUUCUGUACCUACCGCAGGCGGUGUAGUCCGGAGGCUACACUGUCCAGAUCGUGGAAUGUCACCGGUGAGAAACUCAGAUGGUACUGUCGGAGAUGAAGAUGAAUUAUACGAUGCAACAAGCGGAUACGAGUCGACGGAGUCAAUGAAACAAACGCCGCGGAGGACACCGGCUCAUCUACCCGUCCGGCGCGGCGGUGGUGGGGGGCACGCCAGGACCUUAUCCGGCUUAACAUUCUGUUUGAGCCCCAUGGUUCGUGCAAGUCCUAACCGGCAAUGGAACCAGAAAAGCAUGCCGGUGGACGGCGGGUUAUCAGGCGAAAUCAGAGCUCCGGUGAAGCCACAUCUAUCCAACACCAAGUCCUUCUGUGCCAACAGAUCCCGGAAACUCGCCGAUUUCGGGAGGCCCAAUCCAAACCGUUGA
This is a messenger RNA of Cynara cardunculus var. scolymus (artichoke), 1035 nucleotides long. RefSeq lists its product as uncharacterized. Lineage: Eukaryota; Viridiplantae; Streptophyta; Magnoliopsida; Asterales; Asteraceae. The transcript has a single exon. Bases 1 to 1035 code for a protein of 344 amino acids. The record is from RefSeq and is a predicted model, not a curated record.